Messenger RNA from Schizophyllum commune H4-8, 2047 nucleotides. RefSeq lists its product as uncharacterized. Bases 153 to 1907 code for a protein of 584 amino acids. Lineage: Eukaryota; Fungi; Basidiomycota; Agaricomycetes; Agaricales; Schizophyllaceae. The record is from RefSeq and is a predicted model, not a curated record. Gene Ontology annotation, biological process: negative regulation of transcription by RNA polymerase II. Gene Ontology annotation, cellular component: Sin3-type complex. Gene Ontology annotation, molecular function: histone deacetylase binding. The transcript has 4 exons.
AUGCAAAGCUUUGUAGGUAGACUGAGUGCUAUGGCAGGGUAAAAAUCGAGUUCGGUGGGUCCAUAGAGUGCAUACUGACGGGAGCAAACAAAGGAUCACGGGGCGCGAUAAGAUUAGAUUACGUAGCCCCGCGAUCAAACCUUGGCCGACCAAUGUCCUUCACCUUUUCUCACCGCGCCGCCAUGGUCAACUCUGCAAUCUCCUCGGAUCCUCUGAGUUCUCCAUCACCGUCGCCCGAGCCACCCUCCGGACCCUCGAAACCACCUGAGAUACGACGAGAAAUCCCCAUGUCAUCGGAGGCGCCUCACGGCAGGGGCGGGGACAACGAUUCCGAGCUCUCUGAGCUCACGGAGGACGAGCAAGACCGCCGCUCGCAGUCGAAGAAGAGGGCUUCCGUCCAUCAGCCAUCAGUGUCGAGCGUGAAGCCCUCGUCCAGGAAGCGCGCGCCCGCAGCCGACGAUGACGACAAGGAGUAUGAGACUGAGGAAGAGCAGGAUACGCGUCGCAAUGACAAGGGUGGCGAUGAAGACGACGCUAUGCAGGAGGAUGAGGACGGCGCCGACGACGACGCGGACGACUCGGCCAAGUCGUCCGGAAAGGAAACCGAUCGGACGAAAGACCUUGUCAAGGGCCGUCGUGUUCCCAAUCGCCCCCCGCGCCCCCGCAGCAAGAAACGCAACUCUAUCGUCCCCGCGCCGAUGUGGGGCUGGGCCACCAAGAACGACGAGGAGGAUGAGGUAGAGGAGGGCGAGCAGCCCGAGGAAGAGGAGGAAGAGGGCGAGGUUGGCGAGGACGACAACGAGCGCGAAGAGCCCGAGCCCGAAGAAGACACCGCGCCACCGUCGGCGAGGAUGCCACCACCCCCGGCUACGAACGCCGACGACUUCCUUCGUCAGGAGAUCGAGAAGCGCCAGGCGGACAUCAACAAUAGCCGUGAGACCCCGAAGGUGCCGGCCAAGCCGUCCGUCGAGUCGGAGGAUGAGGAUGAAAUGGAGGAAGGCGAAAUCGAAGAGGGAGAUGAAUCCGACAACGACGAGGACGUGGGCGUCGCUGCACCGCGCACGGCCCCCCUAAUGGCCGCGUCGUCAAUCAUGGCGGGGUCCACCGUUGUCGGUUCGACACUUAUGGACGACGGCGGCAGCGACGAAGAGGAGGAAGAGGGGGAAAAGGAGGACGAAGAUAAGGACUCUGACGACGACGAGGCCAAAGACAAGGGCAAGGACGAGGAUAUGGACAUCGACGAAGACGACACGCCCCCGGCCAAGUCGAACAAGGAGGCCCCCGUUCCAACUUCGACUAAACCCAUCUCGAAGAAGAAGGAAAUUGUCGACGAAACGCCUGUUAAGGAUGGCCGGAGGUCCCGCAUCAUCAAACCUGCUUCGGCCCAAGAACAGUCCCGCGAACCCAGCCCCGACGCUGCCAGCGCCGCCGAGGACGAUGCACUCGAACAAGACCAAGAAGACGAAACUGAAAUACAGCCUGCUCAUCGCGCCGAGGCCCUUGACACCCUUGCCAUCAUAGAACUCAAGUUCGCCCUGCUUCGCGAGAAUGUCUACGUCGAGAAGAUGGACAAUUUGGCGUGGGAAGAGGCGCUCGUCAAUGAUGGGACGCAUCCUGAGAUGCUUCACAUGCAAUCUGAACUAACAAAGCGCCGUGAUACUCGCAUGCGACUAGCAGACGCUCGCCAGGAGGUUGAGACUCAAGCCGUGCAGAGGAAGCGCGCGCACGAUGAAAUGGCCAUUUGGAGUUGGUGGCAGUUUGAACGUGAUCAACUUCAGACGGACAUGAUCUCCGAGACGAACCGUAAACGCCGCCGUCUGGAAAGAGAUCGACGCACCCUGGAGCGGCCCCCUCCCAGUGCGUCCAUCAUUGAUAUACACAUAUCACGCGUAUUCACACUUCCAUAGCGCGCCGCAUGCCUCUGCCGCCUCCUGAAAUCGGCAUGCCCACUGUGCCCCUGCUACGGAAGACAAUUGAGUCUGCGACACCCACUAGCGCCAUCACAAACAAGCGCAAGCGCUCAAAGCACAGCAGCCAGCCCGGCGUC